GUUUUGAAGGUAUCAUAAUACAAGUGUCAUAGCCAGUUCUUUGAGUAACCCAUAUUUUUUUUUCCCUUACCUUUCUGCUAAACUGCCCCACCUUAUUUACACCCUCAUUAACUCAUCGGGAAUUCUUCAAUAAUUUUCACGCGUAACCUUACGGAAGUGAAGGGCAGGAGAGGGUUGUGUUGACCUCGUCCUCUUCCUCUCUCCCUCUUUCCCUCCCUUCUCCCCCGCUGGUCCCAAUACCAAUACAGAGAGAACUCUCGCCGAAACACCCAUUUCACAACUCUCGUCUUUCACCAACCUCCUUCGUCACUCCCUGACCACCACAACAACCCACCAACACUCUUCCUGUCUUCCUUCGCGCAUCCGGUUUCGUUUCAGGAUAUAGACCGCUUUGCUCUUCUCUGCUCCUCCUUUUUUCCUUUUUCCUUUAAAAUCUCUUUCCCCUCUCUCUUUCUCUCUCUCUUCUCUCUUACGUGGCUCCGCCUCUACGUGAACCAUGUCCCAGCUGCCCCACGGUGUUGCGGAGAGUCUCCAGCAGCUCCUCUUGGGCCUGGAGUCCAGCGAUAAUAGCAUUCGAAGUGAGGCCGAGAAGAGCCUGAAUAAUGAUUGGGUUCUGGCGAGGCCCGAUUUACUACUUUCUGGUCUUGCGGAGCAGGUGCGGGCGGCAGAUAGUCCUGGUGUGAGUCUAUCAUCCCCUCCUAAUCGCCUCCCCUCCCCCACUUGAUCCCUGAAGUCUGUUUUUUUUUUUCCCCCCCUUCCGCCACGCCAAAACAUAAACAUUACAACAUGACAACGGCAACCAGUUUUCAUUAUCAUUAUCAUCUCUCGAUUUAUUUGGCUCGUCUUUUUUUAUUUAUUUUAUUACCCGGUGGUUGGGCUAAUUUUUUUCACCAAUUUGGCGGUGGAUAGAAACGCUCCUUUGCUGCCGUCUUGUUCCGGCGGAUAGCCAGUAAAGCAUCAACAAAGGAUAAUCAACCUAGUGAACUGUUCCUAUCAUUGGCCCCCGAAAUUAAAAUUUACAUUAGGAAUGUUUUGCUUAGUUGCUUCUCGGAGGAAACGGACAAGGCCGCUAGAAACAAGACUGGUGAUGCCGUAGCUGAGGUGGCUAGACAGCUGAGCGAUGCGGGUGUGUGUUCUCUUCUUCCCAUAAUUACCAGGGCCUCGGCCUGUUGGUUAUUCAGAGUCAAUUUUUCACCCGUUUCAAUACCUCCCCUCAAAGUUGUUUAAUUCUGACUAUUUUUUACCCCGAGCAGAGGAGUCAUGGCCGGAACUUUUGCACGCUCUUUUCCUAGCCAGCAAGCACCCAGAUCCCGGCCAUCGCGAGUCAGCUUUCAGGAUAUUUGCUACUACACCCGGGAUUAUAGAGAAGCAGCAUGCCGAGGCUGUACAGGGGGUAUUCGUGACUGGGUUCGGGGAUGAUGAUUUGGGGGUUCGGAUUGCUGCGAUGGAAGCAUUUUCAGCCUUCUUCAGGUCGAUUAAGAAGGCGGCGCAAAAGGCGUUUUACCCGCUUCUUACCCAUAUCCUCAACAUUUUGGUGCCGAUAAGGGAUUCACAGGACUCGGAUAAUCUCUCGAGAGCACUCAUGGCCCUUAUAGAUCUUGCUGAAGUCGCCCCGCUAAUGUUCAAGCCCCUGUUCAACAAUGUUGUCAAGUUUGGAAUUUCGGUGGUGCGGGAUAAAGAUUUGACGGAUUCUGCGAGGCAGAACGCAUUGGAAUUGCUAGCUACGUUUGCGGAUAAUGCUCCCAACAUGUGCAAAAAAGAUCCGCUCUAUACCUCUGAGAUGGUUACGCAGUGUUUGAGCCUGAUGACAGAUAUAGGGAACGAUGAUGAUGACGCUUCGGAAUGGAACGAAUCUGAUGAUGUAGGCGUCCUGCGUUGGAUAUUUGUUUAUAUGUCAGGGUAGCUGACUUUGUGAUCCUUUCCCUAGGCUGAUAUGGACGAAAGCGACCUCAACCACGUCGCUGGAGAGCAAUGCAUGGACCGUCUUGCAAACAAACUAGGCGGAUCGGUUCUUCUUGCGCCCACCUUCCAAUGGCUUCCAAGGAUGAUGACUUCCUCUGUGUGGCGUGAUCGACAUGCCGCCCUGAUGGCUAUCUCGGCUAUCUCGGAAGGCUGUAGGGAUAUGAUGGAGGCCGAGUUGGAUAAGAUCUUGGAUCUGGUUGUUCCCGCUUUGAGAGAUCCUCACCCGCGCGUGAGAUGGGCCGGGUGCAAUGCUCUAGGCCAGAUGAGUACGGAUUUUGCUGGUAUUAUGCAAGAGAGAUAUCAUAGCAUCGUUCUUACCAAUAUAAUACCGGUACUUGAGUCUCCUGAGCCAAGGUGGGACAAAGAUUCGCCAGUGGCACUUCUGAAAACUAAUUCACUUGCUGGCAGAGUCCAAUCGCAUGCGGCCGCCGCUCUGGUCAAUUUCUGCGAGGAAGCCGAGAAGGAGGUCCUCGAGCCGUAUCUCGAUGACUUGCUCCGACACUUGUUAGAGCUGUUGCACAAUGACCAGAAACGUUACGUCCAGGAGCAAGCACUUUCUACCAUUGCUACCAUCGCCGAUUCUGCAGAAGUUGCGUUUUCUAGAUACUAUGAUACCUUAAUGCCUUUGUUAUUCAACGUCUUGAAUCGCCCUCAGGACCCCGAGUCAAAGGAUCUUCGUCUGCUUAACGCAAAAGCUAUGGAAUGUGCUACAUUGAUUGCACUUGCGGUAGGACGUGAGAGACUUGGUAAUGAUGCGGUUCAGCUGGUCCAGGUUCUUGGGCGCAUUCAACGUUCGUAAUUUUUCCUUUCCGUACGCUCCCAGCGCUAAACUUUUACAGAGAAUGUUACCGACCCCGACGACCCGCAAGGGUCAUACCUCCUCCAUUGCUGGGGCCGUAUGUGCCGUGUCAUGGGCAAUGAUUUCCUUUCAUACCUUCCUGCUGUCAUGCCCCCUCUCCUAGAGCUUGCGAGUGCUAAGGCAGAUGUCCAACUUCUUGAUGGUAAUGGCUCCACUUUGUUGGUUUAUCGUUGACCUGCUAAUCCGUUUCACGGUAGAUGACGAACAUGUGGCGCAAAUUGAGCAGGAGGAAGGAUGGGAGCUUGUUCCUGUUCGCGGAAAAUACAUUGGAAUCAAAACAUCAGCUUUGGACGACAAGUAUAUGGCGAUUGAGCUUUUGGUGAUCUACGCUCAACAGCUAGAAGCUGCAUUUGAGCCAUACGUCCAGUCAGUUAUGAGGGAUAUCGCUGUCCCAGGUCUGAGCUUUUUCUUUAAUGAUGCGGUUCGGGUUGCUUCCGCUCGACUUGUCCCUCAACUCCUCAACUCUAUCAGGAAGGCCAACGGUCCAGGUUCUGCCCAGUUGGUGGAAAUUUGGCAGCCAACUCUCGCGAAAAUACUCGAUGUCCUAGCCGCCGAGCCGGCGGUCGACACAUUGGCCGAGCUUUACCAGUGUUUCUACGAGUCGGUUGAGGUGAUUGGACAGAACUGUUUGCCUGCCGAGGCUAUGUCUACCUUUAUCAAUGCCGCAGAAGGGACUCUCCAGGAGUACCAACAGAGAGUGCAGGUUCGCCUCGAAGAGGCUCAAAAGCCGGAAGAGGAAAGAGAGGACAAUGAGGAUGCUCUAUAUGCCAUUGAGGACGAUCAAACCCUACUGUCAGACAUGAACAAGUCUUUUCACACCAUCUUCAAACAUCAGGGCGUCUCAUUCCUGCCGCAUUGGGAGCGAUUGCUGCCAUUUUACGACACCUUCAUUACCAGUCCAGAUCCUACACAACGGCAAUGGGCCCUCUGUAUCAUGGACGAUGUUCUGGAGUUUUGUGGGCCCGAGGCCUGGAAGUAUCAAAACCACUUUGUUCAGCCACUCGUAAGCGGCCUGUCUGACCCAAUUGCUGCCAACCGGCAAGCUGCAGCCUAUGGUGUGGGAAUUGCCGCCAAGAAUGGAGGCCCGAUGUUCUCUGAGUUUGUUGCGGCCACAAUUCCAAAACUUUUCGAGGUCACUCAACACCCUCAGGGUAGACAGGAGGAUCAUGUUUUUGCAACCGAGAACGCCUGCGCUUCCAUCGCCAAAAUUCUUCAUUUUAAUUCGAGCAAAGUGGGAGACGUGCAAGCUGUUGUUCAGGCCUGGGUUGGAACUUUGCCCAUUGUUAAUGAUGAUGAGGCUGCGCCAUAUGCCUACUUGUUCCUAGUGCAGUUGAUUGAAGGGUAUGUUGUUUGGCGAGUUUUUUUUUUUUUUUUUUUGAAUGUCCUGCUAAUGCCACGUCUAGAAAAAACGCCGCCGUUCUCGGCAACGUUCCUCAAAUUUUCGACUACGUGGUUAGAGCUCUUGACGCGGAGACCAUCCAAGGCCAGACUGCGGAAAGGGUUGUUGCCGUUACCAAGAGCCUUUUGGCUAUGGCCGGCGGCUCGGCGGCUCAGGUUUUGGCUUCCAUACCAGUUGAACGCCAUAACGCGGCCAGGCGUUGGUUCUCAUAGUGCGCGGUAUUGGGAGGGGGGGGGGCGAAGGGCACUCAUUGGGUCGUUGUCUUUGUUUUCCUUGUCGUCAUUACGGCAUCGUUGUCUUAGAAUUAGUAACUCUCUUGUUAUGUAACUGGACAGAUAAAAGGGGGGGGGGAUUUGGAUGCCAUACCUGUUGAUUUUGCUUCUGUCGACCCCAUGGGAGGGACAAGUGAAGGGCAAGUGUGCUAAUUCCGGGAGCCCCACCGUUCGGGGGGAAUCAAAAAAAAAAAAACGGAGAAUGUAGCCCUUGUUACUCAAAAGUAUCAUGUUUUUCUUGCUUUUCUUUCAUCCCCUUCUCUUCCUGGGAAUUCCAGACCACGGUGUUAAAAAGUGGCAUCCUUUUUCUUUUCAUCCUUUUUCCUUUGGUUGUAAGGUGUUAUUCGAUGCUCCUCCUGACGAUUGGAAGGAGCUGCCGGGUACUGUAUUGUUACGAUGUGAUAUGAUAUUAUAUGAAUUGGAGUGAUGAACACCGGGAGCCGCAUGCGAUACCUUUAUUUUACUUUUACUUUUACGAGGACUCUAGCUUAACUAAUAGUCAUUGGGCCCAGCUCAUCGUCGGUCAAUCAUUGAACAGUACGGC
Molecule: messenger RNA, 5036 nt
Organism: Tuber aestivum (summer truffle)
Lineage: Eukaryota; Fungi; Ascomycota; Pezizomycetes; Pezizales; Tuberaceae
Source: the annotation of a GenBank genome assembly